Molecule: messenger RNA, 975 nt
Organism: Sphaeramia orbicularis (orbiculate cardinalfish)
Lineage: Eukaryota; Metazoa; Chordata; Actinopteri; Kurtiformes; Apogonidae
Gene: synprb
Product: synaptoporin b
Exons: 5
Coding region: 28-945 (305 amino acids)
Cellular component (GO): synaptic vesicle; synaptic vesicle membrane
Source: RefSeq, a predicted model, not a curated record
GUUGAACUUGAGCUCUGUGGUUCUUAAAUGUGUAUGGUUAUAUUUGCUCCGAUUUUUGCCAUUUGUGCUUUUGCAACAUGUGGAGGAUACCACGGUCUUCUCCAGGUUAAAGUGGACUGUGCAGACAGGAGGCAGAAUAAUCUCAGCAUCAAUAUUGAUUUUAGCUAUCCCUUCAGGUUACAACAAGUGCAUUUCAAGGCUCCCCUGUGUGAAGCAAAAAGAAAUGAGAUUCUUUUCCUGGAUGGGGAUUUUUCUUCAUCUGCUCAGUUUUUCGUGGUUGUGGGUGUUUUUGCUUUUUUGUACUCACUCCUGGCAACUGUUGUGUACGUCUUCUACCAGAACAAAUACCUGAAGAACAACAGAGGCCCGCUUGUGGAUUUUGUGGUGACCAUGAUCUUCUCUGUCAUGUGGCUCAUUAGUAGCUGCUGUUGGGCUAAAGCGCUCUCUGACAUCAAGACUGCGACAAACCCAACCCAGGUGCUUCUGCUCAUCUCUGCCUGCAGAGCUCAUGAAAACAGAUGCACGGCCACACAGGGGCCUCUGUGGUCACGACUCAACACAUCUGCUGUUUUUGGUUUUGUGAAUGUGGUCCUCUGGGUUGGGAAUAUUUGGUUUGUCUUCAAAGAGACAGGCUGGUACAAGACUGGUCAGAGAUACCCGACCAGGAGUGCUUCUGGGAAACGUGCCAGUGAAAUGCGGCAGCGACUCUACAGUGAGAGCAGCUUCGACCAACCGGAGGAGAGUUUUGGACCACAACCAUCCAGGCAAGACAGUUUCAAUCAGUCAAGGGGGGAAUAUGGUCAGAAGGUCCAUAAACAAAGCAGUUUUAAUCAGUCACAAGUGAGCUUCAGUUUACCGCAGACAUAUCUGGGUAAACCAGUGAUGUACGAGAGGGAGAACAAAGCUGCCACUCAAGGGCCGAUGAUAUUUGUCAAUGAGAUGUGAUUCUGAAGGUAAACCACAUGGAAACAUACA